UGUUCCACGCCAGCAGGGCUGUAAAGAAGGAAGAUCUGGGACCGGUACGCACACGCGUUUCAGGCCUGUGAGUAAUACACACAUCCGAGAGAUAUAUAUCUCGAGGGUAGGAAAAGAUAGGUAAGGCGAGCAGCGCUGUAGGGAAAACGACGUGAUGUAAAUGAGCUCGCUGUUCUGCUGCACUCUCGCGGAUAAGGCACCGCGGCAUCAUCGAUGACGAGGGGAGGCAACGGCGUGCACAGCAGCACCCAGAGGAGCAGCAGCAGUAUCGCCGCCGGCCUUCGCAGCGGUAGCAGGAAGACCACAGCAGCAGGAGGCACAGCAGCAGCAGCAGCAGCAGCGACGGCCGCCAACUCCGCCGAGGAGGUCGCGAGAGGCCUCGAGGCGCUCGAGGCAGUCGCCAUCGCGGCCAAGACCUCCUCCAGCCGAUCGCCCCCGGGGACUCGGAACGGAUCCUUUUCGUCAACAAUCGGCGGCGGAGACGACUUCACGCCCCUGCGGUCGGCGGACUCUUGCCACACGGUGGAGGCCUCAGACCCGCCAGGCUGGAGGGGGAGAGGGCGGAAGGAGGAGAGAGGGAUGGCGGCCCUCAAGAGCGUGGCCGGGUUGCACGGUUCGUCGUUCCCCGGUAGCAGCGCUUCCGCAGCCGGCGACUGCACUACUUCUCUGCCGCUGGCGGAGUUUCCUCGGCUGCAGUCAAGCACGCCUCCGCCCAAGCCCGCCGGGUUAUCACUCGUCCGCAUCAACAGCGACGCGUCGACGAACAGCGGCGCUGGCUUCGGCGGCGCCGCCAACACCCGGAGCACCUCCGAGUUUUCUCCCUCCUUCAUGGCGAGGGUUGCCGCCGGCGGGAAGAACGCAGCACCAGGCGGUAAUAGCAACUCCUCCUCCGCCGACAACUCGCCGGAAGUGCGGUUCAAUAAGUCGAGGGACUCGGUGCUGAUCCUGAAGUCAGCCCCCGGGGUCUGUCGGAGCAGGAAGGCGAGUUCGUCCGGUUCUGCGGCCGCCGCGGGAGGGUCGGCCAAAAACAACGCUUCCCAAGGUGGGGAAAAGACCAACGACACGAUCGCCGCUGCCCGUCGGAGCCUCCGUAGGACGGGGUCCCUCCCCGUAGCCGACGCCAACAACAAUAACGCCUCCGUCGCGGCGGUGGUGGCGGCGGCGGCCGCGGCGACGGGUGCUCCAGACGACCAGCAGCAGCAGCAGCCGAAGCGGUCCUCUUCUUCCUCGUCGUUGAACAAGAUGCAGCAGAUGUCCCCUCGCGCGAAAGGGUUCAGCGCGAUAAUGUUUCACGAGAGCUUCACGUCCGUCGACACCAAGGCCGGCGCCGACCCGAUCAAGAAGCAGCAGCGGGGCUGGUGGGUGGAAGAGAACAACCACCACCCUCUAUCUCCACCGCCAACGCUGUCAAGCCCCCCUCGACGGCGUGCCCCUCCACAGCAGCAGCAACAGCAACAGCAGCAGCAGCAGCAGCAGCAGCAGCAACAGCGGCAGCAACUACAAGGGCAACAGGCCAGCGAAGGUGUCGUCGUUGUCGCCGAAGACCCCCGGUCUGCGCGGGGUGGCGGUAGCGGCGCCAGGAGGGUCGGCGCGAGCGUCGCGGCCUUGGCGGGAGGAAGCAGCAUCGCGGCCGAGAACGAACAGCUCAAGCUUGAGAGCAGGCGGCUCGCGAGCGCGCUGUCUACGGCGAGGGAAAGCGCGGAUAUGACGAAGGAGCGAUCCAGGGUGCUGGCCAAGCAGGCGACUUUGCGGGUGCGAGGGGCGGAGGCUCAGCGUGCGGCGGCGGAGGAAGCCGCGAGGGAGGCACAGGCCAGGGCUUACAGUCUCAGUGCAACCGUAGAGGUGCUAAAGAGCACCGCGGAUUGUGGUGUGUGGGCCGAAGGAAGGCGCCUGACGACGAGAGAAAUCGAAGCCGAGGGCAUUCUGCAGGAGAUGGACAUGGAAAGAGCUGACCUUCAGGAGCAGCUGAUGGCGGUGAAAAUGGAGAACAAAAUUCUCCGGUCCAGAGCCAUGGGCGUCCCUCACACUCCGCGGACGCGUUCCUUCUCGGGGGCAACCUCCACGACCAAGGACAAGGAGCUGGAGCAGGACGGGGACCUCAUGAGAGAACUGAGCCCUCUGCCGGUCCCCCGGUCCUUCGAAAGGCCGAAGGCUAGGGGCAUCUCUAUGGCUCGCGACUCGGUCGGGAGCGGAGAUGAGGGGCCAGCGAACGGUAGCGGCGGGGAAGGUUCGAGGCACCGGCGGGGGGGGGCGCGGGGUUUCCUGAGAAACGUGUUGGGGCCCCGCGUGAGAUUCGUCCAGCUGGACGGCGCCGGGGGCACCUUGUUUGGAGGCGCAGCUGGCGGCAGCCCGCCGGUGGCCUCACCAUCAUCAUCAUCAUCAUCGUCGUCGUCGUCGUUGUCAUCGUCCGCACCGCCGCCGCCUACCGAGAAGCUCCGGGUGGUGGCGAAACCAUCCGCAGAACCUCCGCCGCCGCCGUCGAAGUCCGCGAGGGUGGCGCGAAUGGGUACGCGUGGAGGGGGGGCACUGCCGUUGGCGUUGCCCUGGUCGAAGGAGCUCGUUCUCUGGUACGGCAGGGUGUCUCUCGUCCUCGCUCCGUGUGCAUCAGCGGCAGCGCAAACAGACGUUCCCAAGGCGCCAGCGACAGCGGCGCACUGGAUACUCUUGACAGACGGCGCUAUGUAUGUAGUCGAGACCCGAGGGAUCGGGGCUGCAGCAGAGGGCGAGAGACCAGCAGCAAGAGAAACCAACGGUCUCUGUUGCCUCAAGCGACACCGCUUGUGGAGCCUGAGCCUGCCGCUAGAGACGCGCGCCUUGCCCAAUGGGGAUGAGGUGGCGGUGCGAAGCACGGUGGUCGUCUUGCGGCUCAACCUGGCCGAGGAGGAAGGCCGGGGGCCCGGUAGAGGGCGGGAGGGGGUGGGGGGGGUGGGGGGCACCGCGGCGAGAAGCGCGGGCGCCGCUGCGAUCGAGCGGGGUUACCUGUGGCUCUCGUGUGACACCAACGAGGCUCGGGGCGAGCUGGUAGAGCGCAUAGUCGAGUGGCAUCAGUGGCGCCCGUCCCCCGCACGAGGGAAAGAUCGCGGUGCCCCUGAUGGUGUUGACGGGGGGGUUGGCGGCGGUCCCCUUCACUCGGCAGCGGAUGCAGCACGACAAGCGUCGGCGACGGCGGCAGGGAGAUUAGCGGCAGCGCCGCAGUCAAGGCGCGGUGAUGCUAGUGUAAGUAACGGCGGCGGCGGCGGUAAGGGGAGAGGGGCCGCCGGUGGCAGCAGCAGUUUUGGGUUUGGGUUCGGGGAGGAAGAAGAGAGCGAAGACGAGGAGGAAGAGUCGUUGGAGGUGGACCAGAUCUUGUUGAGCGAGCUCGUGGGAGACCUUGGGGAGGAGCGCAGCCUAAACGUGACCGCGCUGCUCCUGGCAGACACGGAGGCCCUCGAGCCCGCGGACGUCGCUAUCCGGUAGUAGUGGCAGCAGCAGCAACACCAGCAACAGCAACACAUUAGCAGCAGCGACGGCGGCGGCGGGAUCGAUCGCGAUCGCUUUCUCUGUGGGUCUUUUGUUGUCAGCAUAAACCGUGCUAAUCCGGCUGACCAAUGAAAAGACGCUAAACUCAGUGCGGUUGAAAACACAAGAUGAUUUUGAAGGUCAUCAUGAUCUGGGACACCCCGUGAGGGAGCGUCAUUCUCGUUUGGCCGUCGUAGGUGCGAUCGUUGCCGCCGUAAUCGCUGCGGCUAGCCACUCAAGAUAGAUAAACAUGCAUCCCUUUCCGGCAGAUGCGCAGCUCAUGUCUUUUUUUCUCUGUAUUUUUACGUGGUGGGUGGAUGGAUAACCGCCCAUCCGAUGGUGUAUCUGUUAUAGUCCCUUCGAGGCCUCGUCGUUACGUAGCAUCUCAAAUGUUUAAUUGUACGAGUCACGUUUCGUUAUUGUGGUGUAUCAAGUGCUGGCUGAGGGCGUUGACCUGCGACCCAGUGCCAUUCAUUGUCGUAGCGAAGCGCUCGCGCGGUGCACGCUGCAACACUUUGUGUACAGCAGCAACAGCAGCAGUGUUGCGGUAUUCGAUGGUGUUCUUCUGCUUGCAUGUGGUAGCCCGUCAGUCCCUCUGAAGGUUGCAGUCUCCCUCUCCUGCUGUAUCAGAGUAUGCUGUUUUUGGCGAUGUGAGAGGAUUGUUGGCUGUUUUGUUUGUACCAACGAGAUUAUUGGGCACGGCUGUGCGGUUUUGAGUUUUGUUCCGCGGCAUGAUGGAUGGACCUCUGGUGGCGUGCGGUAUUUUGUCUCUUCCGAUAUGCCACAGACGGUGCCACCAGUGCGCCAACACUGCCCCUCUCUGUGGUGUCGUCGUCGCACGGUGUGUUGUUGUCCCCGUGCAAGCCCAGCUUCGUCGCGCAGAGCUAACUCAGUUGGUUCGCGUUUUCCGCACUCGAUGGGAUGUAGCGUAGACUUUCACGCAGACCUCCCCUUCUCCAAAAGUUAUUGGGCGAGACAGAGGAAGUGGUUGGGGGGGGGGACGUCCAUCCUCCCCGACGGGGGGGGGGGGGCAUCAGUCCUCUUUUACUUGAGAAGGACGUAAGAAUUGUGUGUUUUGGGAGUGGUCUAACCAGGGAAGGGAGGCUAGGACGCGGAAGGGGGAGAUCUAUUGGAGCUCGAGCUUGGUGUUGGAGCACGAUCCGAAUGCAGAUCUAAGGACUACAAGGAAAAUAACACUAUGUUUUUCUCGAUUGCAAAGCGCGAGGAAGGGAUGAUGGACGUAAUUGCUGUUUUUUCGUGUUCGAGAGCGUUGCCGACAGCGGCCUCAGCACGGCGGAGGCAGCAGCAGCAGCAGCAGCAGCAGCAGCAGCAGCGCAUGAUGCUAGGCCCGACGGUGGUCCCAUGGGCGGAGAUGGAGGAUGAGGUCGGCACAAUCCGUUGUUUUUUGACGUUUUGUUAAUGGUGGUGUUAAAGUACGUCGAAGUAGGCUAGGUUGUGGAGGCCUUUGUUGGUGGGUAGUGGUCCUUGUCUAGUCGCCUCUUCGAUGUCGCUGGUGGCGGCGGAAGGCUGCGUGACAAAUAAUUAUUUUUUUAUUUUUUCCAGUGGGACGAAAGGACAGCUAAAUACCACGCUACCGAGUACUAGCUUGCUUUUGCAGGAUUUCCCCAGCUCAGUCAUGUACAAUUUUCUUCUCCUUUUUGUGAGAAGGACGCUCCGCAACUACAACACGACCAACCCCGGUCUUCGCAGUCGGAACCGUCUUCACGAUUGUGUUUGUCGUCGCCUUCGACGACCAACAAAGUGCGUGCCACGUGGCGCCGCAGCUUUCGAGUUUCCCCCCAUGGUUGACUUUUUUGUUUUUGCUCUUGUUCUUGAUCGUGGCGUUGUAAUUGUGCAUGGCGUCUUUCCACGGCCAGUAUUUAGCUCACGAGAAACGGUGUAAUACGGCACACACCCCCUGUGCACCAGGAGGGUCGUGCAGGAAGAAAGAACGCGACGAAUAUUGAGUGUAUGUAAUCGUGAUAAAAUAGGCUCGUGUGUGUUUUUAGACAUUCGCUGUCGUCGGGUUGUGGACGACGGUAUUCAGUAGUCAUGAUAGCCACCGGUCUCUUAGUUGUUCUGUCUUUAUUAUCUCUUCAAUUCGUGUGCUGUUUUUGUCCUACGAGCACCGCUCGGUGGUGUUGUGGGAGAGCGUGUUUGUUGUGUGUGCUUCGGCCGCUCGCUGUGACUAGGAAGUGGUGAUGUGGGGGAGAGCGUUUUUUUGUAAUUUCAUACCUACCACACACGUGUGUGUGGAUUAGCGAGGACGAGCGAUUUGUGUGUUUGUUUUGACGUAAGUCAAGUAGGGUGUGCACCAAGUGCGGCCUUGCACAAGAGAUGGUCUACUAUUUUGACCCAUCCUAUGCAUAGGGUGCGCAUUCAGGCAGUUGCAAGCAGUGGGCCUUGCGCAAGGAAGAUCUGACGUCUUCGACAUCCAUCCAUCCUUUUUCUGUGGCCGUACAGGGAGGUGUUCCAAAGGUCGCAGC
Ectocarpus sp. CCAP 1310/34 is the source of this 5984-nucleotide messenger RNA. Lineage: Eukaryota; Phaeophyceae; Ectocarpales; Ectocarpaceae. The record is from the annotation of a GenBank genome assembly.